Molecule: messenger RNA, 2063 nt
Organism: Pocillopora meandrina
Lineage: Eukaryota; Metazoa; Cnidaria; Anthozoa; Scleractinia; Pocilloporidae
Source: the annotation of a GenBank genome assembly
AUGAUGGUCAGCCCAAAUUCUGCUCUGUUAUUUCCAGUGCUAACCUCACUUUGUAGUUUUUUCCUUGAUGUGGCUUAUUCAACAGUUGAUACGUCUAAAUCAGAGACUUACAUUAUCAAGGACUGUAACAGUAUCCAGUAUCGGUUGAUGGUAGACUUAGGCGAACCUCCAUUUCCUGAUACAGCUUGCGAAAUAAAACAGGUAAUCUCUUGGGUUCGAUGUAGAAGCUGGCCUGAAAAGGAUAUCAGACCAUAUCGAAGUCAAUCGAAGACUUCUACGGCAUCAACGAGCAGUUCCGUCCUGUAUAUUUUGACUGUCGUUAAGUACUUGAUUGUUUAGAUAAAAAAAAAAAAUCAAGAAAAAAAAAAGGUUUAUUUUUACUAGAUGCCGUCAAAAUUGUAUACACCUUUAUGCUAUGUACUGUUCUCGAUGGCUUAUUCUGAAGAGUGAGUUGUUACUGUUGCCCGAUCGAGGUCGAUUAUACGGUAACUUGUUCAUAAACGUUGAUUAUGCUCGGCAGAUCGUAGAAUAACUUACACGAAGAUAAUUAGCCUCACGAAAAGGUUAUAGCCGGUUAACAGUUCAAAAAUAUAAUUUGUAACAACAUAACAAAAUCUACCAAAUCAGUUUUUAAAAUAUCGGACAAGUCUAUAAGUUUCUGAUAUUUUUUCUUUAAUGGGGGGAGAGAGAGAGAAAGAAGGCUGGUUGGGGUGGGCUGGGUCCUACAGGCAUAGGAAGUUAGGAUCCUAUGGGGAAUGCCCUACCACCAAUUGUAAUCACUUUUCCAUAUCAGAGGGGGGUAUAUGUACAGAAAUUUUCCCUCUUCACAGACCCUGCUCUACUUUAUUUCACCCACAUUUUCAAUUUGUGAGAGAAUUCUCUCAAUCUACAAUUAAUAUUGCUUUCAGAACUUUCCUUGUCCAUCUUGAUACAGAAAACGAUAACAUGUUUUGAAAAAAGCGAAGGCUCAGGAGACCUGUUAGAUCAGGAUCGAUUUCUUCUCCUCAAGUCUGCAACAGUGGAUAAAGUACUGAUGUGUCCUGACCUUGACUACCAAAAGCUACAGGACUCUAUUCAGAACUCCGGUGAGUAAAACCUUAAAAAAAUCCAUUUUUUCACCCACAACUUCAUGGUCUUGCCUGUCCGGCGCGUUCAAAGAAGUAGGACAAGUUCUCAUUCUACAGCCAGUGUUUGCAUAAAGUUUAAAAAGACUUGGAUAUCAGACAAUAUUUUCUGUUAUAUUUCAGCUGCUGCACAGAAGUUGUCUAAGGAGUAUCCUACAGGUAUGUGUUUCACUUCGUUUAAUCAUUUGUUUGUUUGUUUUUAUCAUUAUUCAGGCACAGGAGUGUCCUCUUGUCGAUCCUCUGGUCUAAGUUAGUUCAAUGGCGGGGACAUUGAAAGACGUUGUUACAUGUCUUGUUACGAAUCCCAUGGUCGAUUCAGCGAUCGAUAUGUUUGAAUGAAAUACAGGUAGACUGGGUCGAGCUCGUGAUAGAUAAUUUGGUCUGCGACCAAACGUGAACUAUCGAUUCUAUUGUAUAAUUCAGGCUUGGGAGCAAGAAAACUACGUUUCUCCUCCCGAGUUUGCCUUUCAAUUUUCGUGCUUCUGAAAUUUUCUUUUCUCGUUUAGAGAUACAACAGCUUCCUGAAAAAUGUGCUUUUGAUAUUCACAAGAACUGCGAGAAGAAAAUAUUUCAUCAAGUGGUAGUGAACCAUCUUUCAUGGCCUGAGACAACAAAGUGGAGGCAAUGUUAUCUUAAGGCUUUGCUACAGACGCCGUGUUCAGCACUAAUUCUGCAAAACUACGCCGCCUUGCAAGAAAAGUUUGGAGAAAGUUUUAGAAAAAAAGAGUUUGAUUUAGGACUCUAUGGAAUAUUUAUGAAUGAUCAUCACUUACAAAGUAACGGAACAGUAGAAAUAUUAUAGAUACAUAUUUCGUGCUUCAUGAACUGUACGAGUCAGCGAAAAAAAUGAGUGUUGACAUUUUGCAAUUUCGAUACAUUUCAAACUUGCUAGCUUAAGGGUGUAAUUUUGUUAUAACACCAGAUUCUCGUAUGACUUAC